Molecule: messenger RNA, 3454 nt
Organism: Colius striatus (speckled mousebird)
Lineage: Eukaryota; Metazoa; Chordata; Aves; Coliiformes; Coliidae
Product: toll-like receptor 2 type-1
Exons: 4
Coding region: 702-3083 (793 amino acids)
Biological process (GO): inflammatory response; immune response; toll-like receptor signaling pathway
Cellular component (GO): membrane
Molecular function (GO): protein binding; triacyl lipopeptide binding; transmembrane signaling receptor activity
Source: RefSeq, a predicted model, not a curated record
UGGGAGAAGAGUGCUCUGGUCUCAGCCUGGCUGCACUGCUGCGGCUGAGCUGAUGCCCUGGUGCACUGUGGUUAUCAGGGAACCUACACAAGUAUCCUGGUGCAUGAUGGUUGCUGGCUGGGAUUAAACCAUGACAACAACAAAAGGAUGUGGCUGAGAUGUUCUGUUGCUCACUACAGUUAACAUCCCCUCAGUGCAUACCAAAAAAUAAGUAUCAAUAGCAGAGAUACAGGGAGGUGAAUGCAAUUUUGCCAAGGAGCUAUUUCUGCACUUAAUGCUGGAGGAAGUGAUUGUGAAAGAAUGACUUACGCAAAAUAGUUGCAUCAGCUUUCCCGAUGAUGGGUGAUGACUGACAAAAGGACAGAGAUCUUUCACUGAAUUUCAGCUCGCAAAGAAGAGAGCGCAAACAUGAAUGCUGCUCAUUUUUGUGUCCCUGGUCAGAAGCAGCAAUAAAAGUAGUUGAAAUGUGAGCUUGAAGGCAGUGUCAUGCAUGCUGGAUAAUGCUGAGCUCUUCAGGAGCCGUAGUUUCCUUAAGGGAGCAGGCAAUAAAGAGAAGCCGUGCAAACCAGACUGCCAUCGUGUCAAAUCUGCCAAAGGGUUUCCAGCUUUUGGUCUACUUGCAGGUAUGAGGUAACUACUUGGAUCCCAGCACACGAGCACACUGAAACAUAGCAUGCAGUACGCAAGUUUCAUACAGGAAAAUGUUCAACCAAACAAAACACAAAUCAAGAACUACACACACCUGGCAAGUGUGGGCCAUCUACAUGGUCUUAGCUGCAAACCUCUCUGAAGAGCAAGCGCUGAAGCAGGCUUGUCCUUCAUGUGAUGCCACUCAGCUUUGCAACUGCUCUUCCAUGGGCUUGGACUUUAUUCCCCGGGGACUCACAGCCAAAAUCACAACAUUGGACCUGUCCCACAACAGGAUAACGCACAUCCAAUCCCAGGAUCUGCAGCGGGCUGUGAACCUGAGAGCCCUGCUGCUGCAGUCCAACAAAAUCAGCUUGAUAGAUGAGGAUGCGUUUCGCUGCCUCGGGAAAUUGCAGCUCUUGGACUUAUCAAAUAACAGCUUGGCUCACUUGUCCCCUGCAUGGUUCAGACACCUUUUUUCGCUCCAGCAUCUCCAUCUUCAAGGGAACUCUUACAGAGACUUGGGGGAAGGCUCUGUCUUUUCUAGCCUGAGGAACCUGAGCUCUCUCCACCUGGGCAACCCAGGGUUCUCCACAAUAAGGCAAGGGAACUUUGAGGGCAUUGAGCUUCUUGACAAGCUGUGGAUUGACGGUGGCAAUCUCAGUCAGUAUGAGCCGGGAAGUUUGAAAUCAAUUAAGAAGAUAAAUCACAUGAUCAUAAACCUAAAAAAUACUACUGUGUUCUCAGCAAUUGUCAGAGACCUUGUGCACUCUGUUGUUUGGUUAGAAGUGAGAGAAAUCAAAUUAGAAAUUGAAAAAAAAAGCUUGGUGCAAAACUCUAUACUUCCUUUCAGGAUACAAAAACUUACAUUUAGAGAUGCUUUGUUCACAGAUCAAUAUAUUAGCCGAAUAUUAGGAUUAUUGAAGGAAAUAACAUCUUUGCAAGACUUAGAGGCGAUUGAUUGUGUGCUUGAGGGGAAAGGAGCAUGGGAUAUUAGAGAAAUUGAAAGAAGUGGGAAAAGCUUCGUGGAAACAGUGUCAAUAACAAAUGUAAUGAUUCAGAAUUUUCAUUUGUUUUUUGACCUGGAUGGUAUUGAGUCGCAAAUCAGAAAACUGAAAAGUCUUACCAUUGUGAGCUCUAGAGUUUUCAUGGUACCAUGCAAACUUGCAAAACACUUUUCAUCACUUCUGUAUUUGGACUUUCACAAUAAUUUGCUUGUAAAUAAUCGCUUAAAUGAGACACUCUGUGAAAAAUCUUGGCCUUCAUUGCAAACUCUAAAUCUAAGUCAAAACUCUCUAAAAUCUCUGAAAGAGACUGCAAAUUCUGUAGCUCGUCUACGCAAACUGAUUAAUCUUGACAUUAGCCAAAAUAAUUUUGGUGAGAUUCCAGAUGUCUGUGAAUGGCCAAAAAACCUGAAACAUUUAAAUCUCUCCAGCACUCAAAUUCCUAAGCUAACGACUUGCAUUCCCACAACUCUGGAAGUGCUGGACGUCAGCGCUAACAACCUGAAGGAGUUUGGACUGCAGCUCCCAUUUCUCAAAGUGUUGUACCUGGCAAAAAACCAGUUGAAGACCUUGCCUGGGGCUGCACCCAUCCCUAACUUGGUGGCCUUGUCAGUGAGGAGAAACAAGCUGAACAGCUUCUCCAGAGAAGAGUUUGAGUCCUUCAGGCAAAUGGAGCUGCUGGAUGCCAGUGACAAUAACUUCAUCUGCUCCUGUGAGUUCCUCUCCUUCAUCCACCACCAGGCCAGGAUCGCCCAGGUGCUGGUGGGGUGGCCAGACAAGUACAUCUGCGACUCUCCCUUGGCCGUGAGAGGGGCGCAGGUUGGGGCCGUGCACCUCUCCCUGAUGGAGUGCCACAGGUCCCUCGUGGUGGUGUUGAUCUGCGCCCUGGUGUUCCUGGCCAUCCUGGUCCUCGUGGCUAUUGGAUACAAGUACCAUGCGGUCUGGUACCUGAGGAUGACGUGGGCAUGGCUGCGCGCCAAGAGGAAGCCCAAGCGAGCCCCCCCAAAGGACGUCUGCUAUGACGCCUUUGUCUCCUACAGCGAGAACGACUCCGAUUGGGUGGAAAACAUCAUGGUGCGGGAGCUGGAGCAGGCCUGCCCCCCGUUUCGGCUCUGCCUGCACAAGCGGGACUUUGUGCCAGGGAAGUGGAUCAUGGACAACAUCAUUGACUCCAUGGAGAAGAGCCACAAGACGCUCUUUGUGCUGUCCGAGCACUUUGUGCAGAGCGAGUGGUGCAAAUAUGAGCUGGACUUCUCCCACUUCCGCCUCUUUGAUGAGAACAAUGACGCAGCGAUUCUUGUCCUCCUGGAGCCCAUCCAGAGCCAAGCGAUUCCCAAGAGGUUCUGCAAGCUGAGGAAGAUCAUGAACACCAAGACAUACCUGGAGUGGCCUCCCGGUGAACAGCAGCAAAGGAUGUUUUGGGAAAACCUAAAAGAAGCCUUGAGGUCAUAGAAGAAGUUGGCAUCCUACAUUUCAAUGAUAUUUCCACAGAAGAUAUAUGUCAGUGUUUCUUCCUGAUAAGAAAUUUUUCUUUCUUAUUUUUCUGCCUAAGGGGAACCUGCUUUGUUGUGUACAGAUCUAAGUCUCAUCUUACAAAAUGAGAAAGACCCACUUUAAACUUUCCAGUGGUUUUAUACUCUGAUCUUUAAAAAUCCCUGCUGCAAACUCUGAUAAUCUGAAGCCAUGUUGGACUUUUCUACCCUUGUUUAGCUGAAUCUAGGUUAUUACCAGGCCUUUGCCUCUGGUUACCACAUCCCAAACAACUUCCUAACAAUGCCAUUGUCAUUUACAGAUUAAAAUAAAAGCCAAGUGCUUCAAUACUA